Molecule: messenger RNA, 3190 nt
Organism: Nothoprocta perdicaria
Lineage: Eukaryota; Metazoa; Chordata; Aves; Tinamiformes; Tinamidae
Gene: FAM76B
Product: family with sequence similarity 76 member B
Exons: 10
Coding region: 1-1029 (342 amino acids)
Source: RefSeq, a predicted model, not a curated record
AUGGCGGCGCCGGCGGCCGCGCCGGCUCUCUACGCGUGCACCAAGUGCAACCAGCGCUACCCGUUCGAGGAGCUCUCGCAGGGCCAGCAGCUCUGCAAGGAGUGUCGCAUCGCGCAUCCCAUCGUCAAAUGCACUUACUGCCGGUCGGAGUUUCAGCAGGAGAGCAAAACUAAUACAAUAUGCAAGAAAUGUGCCCAAAACGUGAAGCAGUUUGGAACGCCCAAGCCUUGUCAAUACUGUAACAUCAUUGCAGCGUUCAUCGGCACCAAAUGUCAGCGUUGCACAAACUCGGAAAAGAAGUACGGGCCGCCUCAGACGUGCGAGCAGUGCAAACAGCAAUGUGCUUUCGACCGAAAGGAGGAGGGAAGAAGGAAGGUUGAUGGGAAGUUACUGUGCUGGCUCUGCACGUUGUCCUACAAGAGAGUACUACAGAAGACAAAAGAACAGAGGAAGAGCCUGGGAUCUUCACAUUCGAACUCCUCAUCCUCAUCUCUCACUGAAAAAGACCAGCAUCACUCGAAACACCACCACCAUCACCACCACCAUCACCGCCACAGCAGUGGUCAUCAUAAAAUCAGCAGUCUGAGUCCAGAACAAGAUCAGGGACUAUGGAAACAGAGCCAUAAAUCCUCUGCAGCUAUUCAGAAUGAAACUCCAAAGAAAAAACCCAAACUGGAAUCCAAGCCAUCAAAUGGAGAUAGUAGCUCUAUAAAUCAGUCAGCAGACAGUGGGGGAACCGACAACUUUGUCCUCAUAAGUCAGCUGAAAGAAGAAGUAAUGUCCCUUAAACGACUUCUGCAGCAAAGAGAUCAGACCAUUUUAGAAAAAGAUAAAAAGUUGACAGAGCUGAAGGCUGACUUCCAGUAUCAGGAGUCAAACUUGAGGACGAAGAUGAACAGUAUGGAGAAAGCUCACAAGGAAACUGUGGAACAGUUGCAGGCCAAAAACAGAGAACUACUCAAACAGGUUGCAGCUUUGUCAAAGGGUAAAAAGUUUGAUAAAAGUGGGAGUAUAUUAACAUCUCCUUGAGGAACUGGUUGUUCAUGGGGUUUACUACUCAAUGUAAAUUUGAGUAAUUCAGUGAAGCCCUUAAAAUCCUGUGUAGUGGAAAAUUAUUUUUGCACACCAGAUUAGUUGGCAUGUUUCCUACACAUUUUUAUAAUUAAUAUGCAGCUUUUUUUAGUUACUGUUCAGAUAAAAUACUUCAACUGGCUUGAAGAAUGUUUUUAUUUUUUUGAUAUUGGAAACUUUUUUGCCAGCAAUAGUAUUAAACAAGUGCAUAGAGAACAUAGCAGUCCUCUCCCUAAAGGACAAAACGCAAUAACAAACCAGGAGUGCGUUCUGCAAAGCAGCAGCUGAAUCUUCUAAGCUCCUGUCAGCCAAAAGUUUGUGAACCUGCAGUGACUCUGAAUACUGGUUUCUGGCAACUGUUCUUUUACUUUGUAUCAAAAUAUAAAUUUAGGGUGGAAAUCAUGGUGCUCUCAAGUGAAACUAAAACCACAUGUAUAUAUUUGUAAAUACAAUUGUAAUGGUUAUAUUCUUAGUUAUAACAAGUAACUAGUGUUUUACAUUCUUGUGAUAGGGUUUUCCUGAAAGAUUAUCUAUUGUACAGUAACAGAGGCAGUGUGUUUUUUGUAAGAUUUACUGUAGAUUUUUCUUGCAAGUGCCUUUCUCCAACUGUUUAUUUAUAGGAAUGUUGGUAUUUUGUACAUAGGGUUUUUUAUGUUUUAAAAUCAUGUUUAAUAAAUGUUUUAUGUAAAUAUAAAUGUGUGUACAGAGGAACCUGAAACAAAGAUCAAAGAGGCUAGGGCAGUGCUUGAAGCAGCAUUAGGAGCUAGCUAAUUGAUGGCAGUGAGUUUUGGCUUUAGAUGACCUUUGUAGACCGUGGAUGUGAGAUGUAGAAUUUUGUUAGUGCUGCUCAUGCCAAACACUUCCUGAACAAAAGACGUGGGGUUUUUUGGCCACACUAGAGUUUAGGAGUUAGUUUUUAUAUUUUUUUCCCUUUGGCACAGUGCUAAUUUUAAUUCCACACCAGAUGUAGUGCUCUAUCAUUAAUUAGUGAUACACACUUUUUAAAAAAAAAAAAAAAUAUUCCAAUUGUCUAAUUUAAUGUACUUGGCUGUAACUUAUGGUGACUCUUAAUGAGCUGCAGGAUUCUUAUCCCCUGAUAAAGAUACUCAAUGAGAAAACAGUAGCCAAAACUGAUGGUCUUGAAAUUAGUUAAGGGAGUGGGCAAGAUGUCAAAUUAAAGGUUUUUGUUUUAAUCUUUUGAUUGGAUUUUGGUUCUAAAUGGCAUCAGUUUAGGUUUAGCUCUGUUCCUAAAGGACAUUAGUCAUAUCCAGAAAUUUCUGUUAAACAUCCCUUAAUAUAUUCCAAGGUUUCUGCUCAGGAAAAUGCAUUACAUAUCAUACAAACUGGAGCAGACUUAUGUGAGUAAAGGUUUUAGUUCAGCUCUGGGUAUUGACUGGUAACAGGGUAUCUGCUUAUAUUUCAGUAAGCUUAAUUGUGUAGACUAAGCUACACAUUUUAAUUAACUAAAAUUACUUGGCUCUCCACCCAUGUUCUGAACUGUGAACUCCUUUUCAGUAGUUCAAAUAAGUUCCAGCACUGACAGACUACUGAAUAAUUUGAAAAUCAAGCUAGCUUGUUUCCUGUUGUUUAUGUGUAUUUUUUUAUACACUAAAAUCAAAUUUAUGCAUUUGUAAAUGUUCUUUAAACUUGCUAAACUAGGGUAGAGAGUGCUGCUAUCCUUUGAGGGUCUUUGUUUUUUUUAAUAUGCAAGUUGGACUUUCAUUAAUUCAGAGUAAUAUUUUGAUACCGGUUUUCUCCAGUUGAAUGGCCACCCGUGUUUGGUGAAUUUGGUUUUAAAACACAGAACUGCAUAGCAAAUGUGUUUGAAUAUAGAAUAAUUUAAUGAUAUCUAUCUAAAUUGCAGUAAGGAUAUUUUGAAGUAACAAACUGAAGUUCCAUAUAAGAAAUAAUUGAUUUUAUAAAUCCCAGUGUGAAAAACAUUUACGGACCUCACGGUAUUUAGUUGUAAGUAAAUAUCUGCUCUUCUUUGUUCUAUAAUCUCAUUUUUUAACUUGAAUUUUUUUAAGUUGUAAACUAGCCAACCGAAUCCCAGUCCUGAAAAUGGUGUCCUGGAGCUGUAGAUUAUUGACAGAAUAAACUGAUGUUCUUUAAACGUGGA